Messenger RNA from Apiotrichum porosum, 1572 nucleotides. RefSeq names its product T-complex protein 1 subunit beta (gene CCT2). NCBI's taxonomy places the organism in Eukaryota, Fungi, Basidiomycota, Tremellomycetes, Trichosporonales, Trichosporonaceae. Bases 1 to 1572 code for a protein of 523 amino acids. Gene Ontology annotation, molecular function: ATP-dependent protein folding chaperone; ATP binding; ATP hydrolysis activity. Gene Ontology annotation, cellular component: cytosol; chaperonin-containing T-complex. The transcript is spliced from 3 exons. Gene Ontology annotation, biological process: protein folding. The record is from RefSeq and is a predicted model, not a curated record.
AUGAACGUCUUUGCCGAAGAGGCUACUGAGGAGCGUGGCGAGAACGCCCGUCUCUCGUCGUUUGUCGGCGCGAUGGCGCUUGGCGACCUUGUCAAGUCGACGCUCGGCCCCAAGGGCAUGAACAAGAUUCUCCAGUCCAUGUCGGACGGCAGCAUCAUUGUCACCAACGACGGUGCUACCAUCCUCAAGUCGAUCCAGCUCGACAACCCCGCUGCCAAGAUUCUCGUCAACAUCUCCAAGGUCCAGGACGACGAGGUUGGUGACGGCACCACCUCGGUGUGUGUUCUUGCCUCGGAGCUGCUGCGCGAGGCCGAGAAGCUUGUCACCGUGUCGCGCAUCCACCCCCAGACCGUCAUCGAGGGCUACCGUAUCGCCUCCAAGGCCGCCCUUGGCGCCCUCGCCGGCUCGGCCGUCGACAACUCUGCCGACCCCGCAAAGUUCCGCGAGGACCUGUUCAACAUUGCCCGUACCACUCUCUCGUCCAAGGUUCUGUCCCAGGACAAGGACUACUUUGCCAACCUUGCCGUGGACGCCGUUCUCCGCCUCAAGGGUUCGACCGACCUCGAGCACAUUCAGAUUAUCAAGAAGGUCGGCGGCAAGCUUACCGACUCGUACCUCGACGAGGGCUUUAUUCUCGACAAGCAGAUUGCCGUCAACUCGCCCAAGCGGAUAGAGAACGCCAAGAUCCUGAUCGCCAACACGUCCAUGGACACUGACAAGAUCAAGAUCUUUGGUGCCCGUGUGCGCGUCGACGGCACUGGCAAGCUCGCCGAGCUUGAGCGUGCCGAGCGCGAGAAGAUGAAGGCCAAGGUCAACCAGAUUGCCGCUCACGGUAUCACCUGCUUUGUCAACCGCCAGCUCAUCUACAACUACCCCGAGCAGCUCCUCGCCGACAACGGCGUCAUGUCGAUUGAGCACGCCGACUUUGAGGGUGUUGAGCGCCUCGCCCUUGUCACUGGUGGUGAGAUUGCGUCCACCUUUGACGAGCCCGACAAGGUCAAGAUUGGUCGUUGUGACCUGAUCGAGGAGAUUAUGAUUGGCGAGGACAAGCUCAUCAAGUUUUCGGGUGUUGCUGCCGGCGAGGCGUGCACCGUCGUUCUCCGCGGCGCCACUUCGCAGAUGGUCGACGAGGCCGAGCGUUCGCUGCACGAUGCCCUCUCCGUCCUGUCCCAGACCGUCAAGGAGACCCGUGUCACUCUUGGUGGUGGUUGCGCCGAGAUGCUCAUGUCGUGCGCCGUCGACGAGGCUGCCCGCACCGUCUCGGGCAAGCGUGCACUUGCUGUCGAGGGCUUUUCGCGCGCCCUCCGCCAGAUGCCCACCAUUAUCGCUGACAAUGGCGGUUACGACAGCUCGGACCUCGUCUCCCAGCUCCGCGCUGCCCACUACGAGGGCCGCUCCGACGCCGGUCUCGACAUGGACAAGGGCGCCAUUGCGUCUAUGCGCGACCUGGGCAUCACCGAGUCGUUCAAGCUCAAGAGGCAGGUCGUCGUGUCGGCUUCCGAGGCGAGCGAGCUCAUCCUCCGUGUCGACAACAUUCUGCGCGCGGCUCCCCGCAAGCGCGAGGGUCACUAG